Molecule: messenger RNA, 2147 nt
Organism: Mangifera indica (mango)
Lineage: Eukaryota; Viridiplantae; Streptophyta; Magnoliopsida; Sapindales; Anacardiaceae
Product: folylpolyglutamate synthase
Exons: 16
Coding region: 250-1857 (535 amino acids)
Biological process (GO): tetrahydrofolylpolyglutamate biosynthetic process
Cellular component (GO): cytoplasm; mitochondrion; cytosol
Molecular function (GO): tetrahydrofolylpolyglutamate synthase activity; ATP binding
Source: RefSeq, a predicted model, not a curated record
GUCGUUUCCUAAAACCCAUAACACUUUAUUUCUUGUUCAAUUUCAGCCUUCCAUCACCCGUCCCGUCAUCUUCUUCUCUUACCAAACCAACCGCCUCUCUCCCUCGCUCUCUAUCUCUUUUAUCACAGCAAGCUCUACAGAGUCUUUUUCUUUCUUCAGUCGUUUCAUUCAAACACAGUUACACACACAUUCAUAUAUACGUUUAUUGUUUGGUAACUUUAAGCAAGUUCUACUCAGAUUCAAAUCGAAAUGAAAGAAGGAAACAAAAAUAAAAUAGCGACGCCGUAUGAGGAAGCGUUGGAUGCUUUAUCUUCUCUCAUCACAAAACGCAAUCGUGCUGAACCUGGCGACAGAUUUUAUUCUCUCGAUCUCGUUCGCGAGUAUGUUAAGAUGUUGGACUUGGAGGAAGCAAUUUCAAAAAUGAGUGUUAUUCAUGUAGCUGGCACUAAAGGAAAGGGAUCAACAUGCACAUUUACGGAAUCUAUAUUGCGACAUUGUGGCUUCCGGACUGGGCUUUUCACGUCUCCUCACCUCAUUGAUGUCCGAGAAAGAUUUCGUUUGAAUGGUCUUGAAAUAUGUGAAGAGAAGUUUUUGGCAUAUUUUUGGUGGUGUUAUGAUAGACUAAAGGAAAAAGCUACUAAGGAAGCACCUAUGCCUUUUUUAUUUCGCUUCCUUACCCUACUUGCCUUCAAGAUAUUUGCAGAAGAGCAGGUAGAUGUCGCUAUAUUGGAGGUUGGAAUAGGUGGAAAACUUGACGCAACAAAUGUGGUUCCAACACCUGUAGUAUGUGGUGUGACGGCCCUUGGGUAUGACCACAUGGAGAUUUUAGGGAAUACACUGGGAGAAAUUGCUGGGGAGAAGGCUGGAAUCUUUAAGCAUGGUGUUCCUGCCUUUACUGUGUCCCAACCUGAAGAAGCUAUGCGUGUACUUGAACAGAAAGCCGCGAUGUUGGAUGUACCCCUUCAAGUAGCUCAACCAUUGGAUGGAAGCUUGCUAAAUGGCUUAAAACUUGCACUUGAAGGCGAGCAUCAAUAUAGUAAUGCUGGUCUUGCCGUUGCACUGUCAUCUACAUGGCUUCAGAGGACUGGUCAUCUUGAGUUUGGCUACCUGGAACAGAUGCAGACUUCGCUGCCUGAACAAUUCAUCAAAGGGCUUACAAUGGCUAGUUUGCAAGGACGGGCACAGAGAGUCCCUGAUCGAUUUAUGAACAUUGAAACCACUGGGGAGCUGGUAUUCUAUUUGGAUGGAGCUCAUAGUCCUGAAAGCAUGGAAGUAUGUGGAAAAUGGUUUUCUCUGGCAAUAAAGGAGGAUAAUCAGCAACAAACUUUGGAUUUUCAACCAUCUUCACAAGAAUUGGCUCAGAAUCACCAGGUCCCUUAUGGAAGAUCCAGGAAAAACUCUGCACAGAUUUUGUUGUUCAAUUGUAUGUCAGUGCGAGAUCCUCAGUUGCUUUUUCCACGCCUGAUGAACACAUGUGCUAGCCAUGGUGUUUAUUUCAAGAAGGCACUCUUUGUACCAAAUAUAUCAGUGUAUCACAAGGUUGGAUCCCAUAAUUUACCGCCGACUGAGUCGCAAGUUGAUUUGUCGUGGCAGUUUACUCUUCAAAGAGUAUGGGAAAAUCUCUCGCAGGGUGAUAAAGGAGGGAAGGCCAGGAAUGGUGAUGCUGGUUCUGAAGACAUUAUUGAGGAUACGGAAAUGAUUGCCCGGAGUUGUGAAAACAGUGCAGUCUUUUCUUCUCUCCCGUUGGCUAUCAAGUGGCUCAGGGACAGUGUUCAAAAAAAUCAAUCUGUUCGUAUUCAGGUCCUUGUAACUGGCUCCUUACAUCUGGUGGGUGAUAUGCUGAAAUUAGUGAAGUGAGGUCAUAGUCGGAGGUGAAGUUGUCACUUAUUUGACGUGCUUCAGAAGAAAACUUUUACUGAGAGGCAAAAUGCCAAAGAAAAAGUUUACUCAUCUUAAUUUUCAAGCGAAUUCAUGUCAGCAUCUGAGAUAGAUCUUCUGUUUUGUUAAGCAAAAAAUUUUAGUGUAUUUUGUACUACAAAAUAGUAAUCACACAAGUGCGUGUGUGCAUGUGUGCACAUAUAUACACAUAUAUAUGAAAAAUCAGAAAUCUCAUUCAUAUUUAUUGAAUAAAUAAAUUUAAGAUAUAA